UUGAAUUAGUGUUUUGUAUUAAUAAUUUUUAGAAAUGGAAGAAUUUGAGAAAAUUGAGAAGAUUGGUGAGGGCACGUACGGUGUUGUUUAUAAAGGCCGCAACCGAAUCACGGGCCAAAUUGUAGCAAUGAAAAAAAUUCGCUUGGAGUCUGACGACGAAGGCGUACCGUCAACUGCGAUCAGAGAAAUUUCUUUGCUUAAAGAACUAAAACAUUCAAAUAUCGUCAGUUUGGAAGAUGUAUUAAUGGAGGAAAACCGCAUUUACUUGAUAUUUGAAUUUUUAUCAAUGGAUCUAAAGAAAUAUAUGGACUCGUUACCACCAGAGAAACUUAUGGAUAGUAAACUUGUGCGAAGCUAUUUGUUUCAGAUAACAAGUGCUAUUUUAUUCUGCCAUCGUCGUAGAGUAUUGCAUCGGGAUUUGAAACCUCAAAAUUUACUGAUUGACAAAAAUGGCAUAAUUAAAGUUGCCGACUUUGGACUGGGAAGAUCUUUUGGCAUUCCUGUCCGCAUAUACACUCAUGAAAUUGUGACUCUGUGGUACAGAGCACCCGAGGUAUUACUGGGCUCUCCCCGAUAUUCAUGUCCCGUCGACAUAUGGUCAAUCGGAUGCAUUUUUGCCGAAAUGGCAACACGAAAACCGCUUUUCCAAGGAGACUCUGAAAUCGAUCAAUUAUUCAGAAUGUUCAGAAUUCUCAAAACUCCAACUGAAGACAUCUGGCCGGGCGUAACUUCGCUUCCCGAUUAUAAAAAUACUUUUCCUUGCUGGUCAACAAAUCAAUUAACAAACCAGCUAAAAAAUCUUGAUGACAAUGGUGUAAACCUCAUACAAAGAAUGCUAAUCUAUGAUCCAAUACAUCGUAUAUCAGCCCAAGAUAUUUUGAUGCAUCCAUAUUUUCAAGGGUUUGAAGCAGGUUUAAUAUCUAGUUAACUUUCGGAAUAUCGAUUCAAAUAAAAGCUUAUGUCAACCAGAAA
Molecule: messenger RNA, 972 nt
Organism: Drosophila persimilis
Lineage: Eukaryota; Metazoa; Arthropoda; Insecta; Diptera; Drosophilidae
Gene: Cdk1
Product: cyclin-dependent kinase 1
Exons: 3
Coding region: 35-928 (297 amino acids)
Biological process (GO): protein phosphorylation; G2/M transition of mitotic cell cycle; mitotic G2 DNA damage checkpoint signaling
Cellular component (GO): nucleus
Molecular function (GO): ATP binding; cyclin-dependent protein serine/threonine kinase activity; RNA polymerase II CTD heptapeptide repeat kinase activity
Source: RefSeq, a predicted model, not a curated record